GCUGCCAGCAGCGCUGGAGCUGCCCGAGCCGCAGCGGAGCCGCUGUUCUCAGCUGCAGCCAGGAUCUGCCCCCGGCCCCGCUGGGAUCCAGACAGGCUGCAGAAUGUUUUGCUCCAGCUCAUCCCAGCCUGGCGUGGGACAGGGAAGAGAAAUGGCUGCAGUGGAGUCAGUCCAGGGGCUGGUGACCUUCAAGGAGAUGGCUAUGUAUUUCACCAGGGAAGAGUGGGCUCUGCUGGACCCCACUCAGAGAGCCCUCUACUGGGAUGUCAUGCAGGAGAACUAUGAGACUGUGACCUCGCUGGGCCAGAGAAUAACAUCCAUGUUUCGCUGCAGAUCAUCUCGUCCUCCCAGGGGCAAGGAAAUGGCUGCAAUGGAGCUGGCUCAGGUGUUUCCAGAAGUUCUCUUGUGUGGAGAAUGAGGCCAAGAGAUGAUGUCACACCCCACCUUAUGUAGCUUUUCCAUAUGGUGGGAACCUUUUG
Gopherus flavomarginatus (Mexican gopher tortoise) is the source of this 479-nucleotide messenger RNA. RefSeq names its product zinc finger protein 558-like. NCBI's taxonomy places the organism in Eukaryota, Metazoa, Chordata, Testudines, Testudinidae. The record is from RefSeq and is a predicted model, not a curated record. The coding region runs from base 104 to 418 and encodes 104 amino acids. Gene Ontology annotation, biological process: regulation of DNA-templated transcription. The transcript has 5 exons.